Molecule: messenger RNA, 576 nt
Organism: Metarhizium album ARSEF 1941
Lineage: Eukaryota; Fungi; Ascomycota; Sordariomycetes; Hypocreales; Clavicipitaceae
Product: Peptidoglycan-binding lysin domain protein
Exons: 3
Coding region: 1-576 (191 amino acids)
Source: RefSeq, a predicted model, not a curated record
AUGCAUUUGCCAUCCUGUCUCGCGUUUGGUUCCAUCAUAUGGUCCGCCGCCGCGGCAUCUACACCCAAGGUCCCUAGGCAUGAUGGACGUCGGCUGCACGAGGGUCCAUUCGCGCCCGGCACUGCGUCGGAUUGCGCAUACUACGACGCAGCCGCGGACUCUUCGCAGACGUGCCGACAAUUCGAAGCCGCCUGGGGUAUUUCGCACGACGACUUCGUCGCCUGGAACCCCAGCGUCCAAUCCGACUGCAGCGGCAUCGAGGUCGGCGUCUCAUACUGCGUCGGGGUGAGCAACGUCCUGCCUCGCUCGUCGAGGACUGAGAGGAGCACCGCUGUGAUCGACUCCUCCUUCGACAAGCGGUCGCCAGCUCCUCCAUCGCCCAUGGAGCCAGACACGGAGGAAGAAUGCCAAAAGUACUAUCGGGUGGUGUCUGGAGACACAUGUGUGAAAAUCGUCCGGAAGCACAGCCACACGUUCACGCUGGCCGACUUUUAUCGGUGGAAUCCUGCUUUGGGGAAUGGUCUGAGGCCCUGCCUAUCCGUGUGCUCACCUUCCGUUAUAGAUGCAGUGUACUGA